GUCUAACAGCAUUCCACCCUCCCCAUGGAUAAAAACCUUAGGCCUGAAAGCCAGGCCUCACACUCAGUCUUUCUCCCUGGAACGCACACCUUCUAUCAUCUUGGUCCCAGGGCCCUGAGCCCUUCUUCCUCACUGACCAUGGGAUUCUCCAGUUACUGCUGGAGCUGGUUCAGGUUCUUGGCCUGUUUGAUGCUCCUGCUCCAUUCAGUCACUCCAGAAGCUGGUGAGAUGCCAGCCUGUGGGAAACCCCAGCAGCUAAACCGAAUCGUAGGGGGGGAGAAUGCCAUGGAGGCUGAAUGGCCAUGGAUCGUCAGUAUCCAGAAGAAUGGAACUCACCACUGUGCAGGCUCCCUGAUCACCAACAGAUGGGUAGUCACAGCUGCCCAUUGCUUCAAGGAUUCCGUGGAGCCAUCUCAAUUUUCAGUGCUCCUGGGGGCCUGGCAGCUGGGAAACCCCGGCCCUCGGGCCACACAAGUGGGCGUGGCCUGGGUACUGCCCCACCCUAUCUACACCUGGAAGGACAGCAACCAGGGGGACAUCGCCCUGGUACGCCUUGAUCACUCCAUCAAAUUCUCUGAGCAUAUCCUGCCCAUCUGUUUGCCUGACAGCACGGUGAAGCUCCUUCCUGGUACUUCCUGCUGGAUUGCUGGCUGGGGUAGCACUGGAGAUGGAGUUGCCCUGCCAUAUCCCCAGACCUUACAGAAGUUGAAAGUUCCCAUCAUCUCUUCUGAGACAUGCAGCCACCUCUACUGGCAGGGUGCUGGACAGGGGGCCAUCACCUCAGAUAUGCUGUGUGCUGGCUACCUGGAAGGCAAGAAGGAUGCCUGCCUGGGUGACUCAGGGGGCCCCCUGAUGUGCCAAGUGAAUGAGUCCUGGCUUCUUGCUGGCAUCAUCAGCUGGGGAGAGGGAUGUGCUGAGCGCAACCGGCCUGGGGUCUACAUUAGCCUCACUGCCCACCAGGCGUGGAUCCGAAGGGUAGUGCAAGGGGCACAGUUCCGAGGACAGCCACAUGGAGACACCAAUGACUUCAGGCUUGGGGGUCGGAGGGGUGUGUGAGAUUACAGGCUGCAGUCCUCCUAGGGGUGGAAGGUGGGAUCUGGGAGCCAGCUGCAGGGUCAGCUAGACACCUGGGUCUUUGACUUCAUGUUGCAGUUUUUCCCACUAAACACAUGACCUACCUCUGAAGGGUGGCAGAGCUCAGAGGCCUAGCUUCAUGCCACAGCUCUGCUGCCAAUUAGCUUUCCACUGGGCCUAUACCAUCUCCCUUUGGGGUUAGGCACCCUCUCUCCCCACCUCCCCCAGCACCUUGAGAGAAAACAGGGGACGGGUAGAGGGUGAGGAACCUGAAUUCUUGGGUGUUAUCCCGGCUGGCCGGUGACCCAGAGCUACCUCAGUCUCGCACCCUGGUUGGGUAGAGAGGAGUGAGGGAAGAAGAAUAUAGUCCUCAAGAAAACGUACGUUUGAAUGUAACUGAUUUUUGUAGUUAUUUGUAACCACUUCCAUGUAUCUAUUACUAUUUAUUCCUCUAAUUUCAAUAAAUUUUUUAUUCACCUA
Molecule: messenger RNA, 1554 nt
Organism: Phascolarctos cinereus (koala)
Lineage: Eukaryota; Metazoa; Chordata; Mammalia; Diprotodontia; Phascolarctidae
Product: brain-specific serine protease 4-like
Biological process (GO): proteolysis
Molecular function (GO): serine-type endopeptidase activity
Source: RefSeq, a predicted model, not a curated record